ACAAGUCAACGGUCCACAGCAGUAGCCGGUGUCCUGAAGUUCCUGCGGUUCCUGCGGUCCGUGAGCCGAGCACCUUUGAGCCCCGAGAGCGGGCUGGUUCUGGUUCAGGGAGGAGUUGGUUCUGGUUCAGGAGCAGCCGGUGUCGCCCCCCCAGCAGAGAUGAGGACGGUUCUGAUGGUGGCGGAGAAACCGUCCCUGGCUCAGUCCAUAGCUAAGAUCCUCUCCAGAGGAGGCUGCACGAGCAGGAAGGGUCUUAACGGAGCAUGCUCGGUGCACGAAUACUCCGGCAGCUUCGAGGGCCAAACCGUCCGCUUCAAGAUGACCUCCGUCUGUGGACACGUGAUGAGUCUGGACUUCGUUGGGAAGUACAACAACUGGGACAAAGUGGAUCCUGCAGAACUCUUCAGCAAAGCUCCGACGGAGAAGAAGGAGGCCAACCCCAAACUCAACAUGGUCAAGUUCCUCCAGGUUGAAGCCCGGGGCUGUGACUAUGUGGUUUUGUGGCUGGACUGUGACAAAGAAGGAGAGAACAUCUGCUUUGAGGUUCUGGAUGCCGUCCAGCCAGUGAUGAACAAAGGGAGUGUGAGGGAUCGCACCGUGUACCGAGCCAAGUUCAGCUCCAUCACCGACACGGACAUCUGGAACGCCAUGAACCAGCUCGGGGAGCCCAACCACAACGAGGCGCUGUCCGUGGACGCUCGCCAGGAGCUGGACCUGCGCGUGGGCUGUGCCUUCACCCGGUUCCAGACCAAGUAUUUUCAGGGCAAAUAUGGAAAUCUGGACUCUUCCUUGAUCUCAUUCGGACCCUGCCAGACCCCGACCCUCGGCUUCUGCGUGGAGCGCCACGACAAGAUCCAGUCCUUCAAACCAGAGAUGUUCUGGGUCCUGCAGGCAAAGGUAUUUAGAGGGAAGGACAGCCCCCUGACGCUGGACUGGGGCAGGGUGAGAGUCUUUGACAAGGAGGUGGGCCAGAUGUUCGUCAGCCUGGCCAAAACAUCCAGGGACGCCAAGGUGGAGUCGGUGAGUAAAAAGGAGAAAGCCAAGCAGAGGCCUCAGGCGCUGAACACAGUGGAGAUGCUGAGAGUGGCCAGUUCUUCCUUAGGCAUGGGCCCCUCACACACCAUGCAGAUCGCAGAGCGGCUGUACACGCAGGGCUACAUCAGCUACCCCCGCACGGAGACCACACACUACCCAGAGAACUUCGACCUGAAGGGAACGCUGAAGCAGCAGAUCAACAACCCCAACUGGUCAGCAGAGGUGAAGGCUCUGCUGUCCGCUGGGAUAAACCGGCCCAGGAAAGGCAGCGAUGCAGGAGACCAUCCACCUAUCACGCCCAUGCGGGCCGCGUCAGAGGGGGAGCUGGGAAGUGACGGUUGGCGGUUGUACGAGUAUAUCACACAGCAUUUCAUCGCCACCAUCAGUGAGGACUGCAAGUACUUACAAACUACCAUAGACUUCACCAUCGGCACUGAGGCCUUCUCCUGCACCGGGAAGACGCUCAUAUCCCCAGGUUACACGGCAGUGAUGCCCUGGCAGGGCAUUCCUCUGGAGGAGAACCUGCCGACCUGCGAACGUGGAGACACGUUCACCGUGGACGAGAUCAAGCUGGUGGAGCGACAGACCAGCCCCCCGGACUACCUGACGGAGGCUGAGCUCAUCACACUCAUGGAGAAACACGGCAUCGGUACGGACGCCAGCAUCCCCGUCCACAUCAACAACAUCUGCCAGAGGAACUACGUUACCGUGGAGACCGGACGCAAGUUGAAGCCAACCAACCUGGGCAUCGUCCUGGUACAUGGCUACUACAAUAUAGAUGCAGAGCUGGUGCUGCCGACCAUCCGCAGUGCUGUGGAGAAGCAGCUGAACCUCAUCGCUGCGGGGAAGGCCAACUUCCAGCAGGUCCUGCAGCACGCCCUGGAUAUCUUCAAGAGGAAGUUCCACUUCUUUGUGGAUUCCAUCACCAGCAUGGAUGAGUUGAUGGAGGUUUCCUUUUCCCCCAUUGCUGCCAGUGGAAAGCCGCUUUCCCGAUGUGGCAAAUGCCAUCGCUUCAUGAAGUACAUUCAGGCCAAACCCAGCAGGCUCCACUGCUCCCACUGCGAUGAGACCUACAGCCUUCCCCAGAACGGAGCCAUCAAGCUGUACAAGGAGCUCCGCUGUCCGCUGGACGACUUCGAGCUGGUGCUGUGGACCUCCGGGGCCCGGGGCAAGAGCUACCCCCUGUGCCCCUAUUGCUUCAGCAACCCCCCCUUCAGAGACAUGAAGAAAGGUAUGGGAUGUAACGAGUGCACCCACCCCUCCUGUCAACAUUCCCUCAACUCUUUGGGCAUCGGACAGUGUGUGGAGUGUGAUGGUGGGGUCUUGGUGCUGGAUACGACCUCGGGACCAAAGUGGAGGAUGGCCUGUAAUAAAUGCAACGUGGUGGUGCACUUCUUUGAACACGCACACAAGGUGCAGGUGGCUCAGGAGAGCUGUGAAGCCUGCGACGCCUCACUGGUCAUGGUGGACUUCAACAAAACUCGCACGCCACUCCCCGCCGGCGAGACCCAGCACACCGGCUGUGUGUUCUGUGACCCCGUCUUCCAGGAUGUGGUGGAGCUCAAACACGCCACCAUGAGACACCGCGGAGGAGGGGCCAGGCGGGGAGGGCGGGGCCGCGGCCGGGGCCGGCGCGGCAACCCAAAGAAACCUAAAGACAAAAUGGCUGCCUUGGCUGCAUACUUUGUAUAGUUCUAACAGCGUGUGGUGUACGUCUUGUUCUCUUGGCAGGAAAUGUUUCUGUUUUACUGUUUACCGUUAACUACUCUGCAGUAAAACAGAUUUGAAGGAAGUUCGUUGUAAAUGUAUUUCUUUGUGUAGUAGAUCAGAUUUCUUGAGUGACAUGUUUGACAGCACGUAUUUUAUGAACAUGAUGAUU
Molecule: messenger RNA, 2914 nt
Organism: Cololabis saira (Pacific saury)
Lineage: Eukaryota; Metazoa; Chordata; Actinopteri; Beloniformes; Belonidae
Gene: top3b
Product: DNA topoisomerase III beta
Exons: 18
Coding region: 160-2727 (855 amino acids)
Biological process (GO): DNA topological change
Cellular component (GO): nucleus
Molecular function (GO): DNA topoisomerase type I (single strand cut, ATP-independent) activity; DNA binding
Source: RefSeq, a predicted model, not a curated record